AUGCGUAAAACACUGUUCACUUUCAGGGGAAAGGAUCCAAGUAAAACCUGCACACCGAGGUGGCCCAGGACGAGCAGCCAGAAAGCCGAAGCCUGGGCCAGGACUUUAGGGGCUGAAGGAGCAAGGGCUGUCCAAAGCCACACUCCUUCGGAACCUCGGGAGGUCGCGGCCCCGGGCCUUUACUUCCACAGCAGGCCGUGCGAGGAGGUUCGUGGGCAGCCGGGGGCGCUAGACCGCCCAGAACGGAGAGCCUCCCGGAGAGGGCCGCCGGCUCGCCCACGCCCGUCGCCCCCACUAGUCACAAAGGAUUCAUCCCCAAGCCCACCAAGAGACAGAUGCUCACCUGCCCGGCAAACUCUUAGACGCCAGCGACACGUAGCACAAAAGCGGACUGACCAAGGACGGCCGGAACCGGAAACCGAGUCUCUGGCCUAUGGCCCACCCACUCCCCCGUUCAUUGGUCCUUUACGCAGAAACAUCAGUGCGCAGGCGCAGCUCGCCGGGCAGUUUGGACACACAUCCCGGAAGAGGUGCGCUGCGGGGGUAGCUGACGUGAGCGGUUUGGGAGUUUGGCUUUCUUUUCUGCAGUUUGAGUGUGGCGUCUGCCGGGUUCUUCCCUGGCUAACUCCCCUGUUCCCCCAGCAGGCCGAUCUCACACUAUUCGCGUUCACAGCAAGAGGCCCCUUCGGCCUUGCGCGGUACCUGUUCUAUUACACACGAAUUGGGAUCUUACCUAGAAGGAAAGUGCCACCCAUCACCCGAACAAAUGUAUAUAACAGACCACUGAGCAUUAUGGACCACCACAUUGAACCAUUCGGUUUUUGAUAUCUACCACUUCACGGAAUUAGGCAAAAAAAGAACAGUCAGUGAAGAAAUUGAAGAUCUGACAUUAUCAACCACCAUGACCUAACUAUGAAUGGAGCAGUACCCCCCCCCCCAAAGCUGCAGGUACAUUCUCUCCAAGUGCACACGGUACUUCCAGAUAGAACAUAUGGGACCGUAAAAGAAGUCUUAAAUAUAAAAAAAUAUUCGAAUCAUACAUGGGUUUUCUCUGACCACUGUGGAAUUAAGUCUGUAACAACCAGAUAGCCAGAUAAAUCCAAGUACUGAGAAAUAGUGUUCUUCUAAAUAAAUCAUGGGUCAAAGAAGAAAUCACAAGGGAAAUUUGAACAUAGCUUGAACUGAAUGUUAAUGAGAAUGUGGUAUAUGAAAUCUCAAGAUGCUACUACACACCCACAAGGAUGGUUAAAAAGGUUGAUAACA
Molecule: messenger RNA, 1263 nt
Organism: Leopardus geoffroyi (Geoffroy's cat)
Lineage: Eukaryota; Metazoa; Chordata; Mammalia; Carnivora; Felidae
Product: translation initiation factor IF-2-like
Exons: 4
Coding region: 1-825 (274 amino acids)
Source: RefSeq, a predicted model, not a curated record